This is a messenger RNA of Zingiber officinale, 1761 nucleotides long. Its product is annotated as MACPF domain-containing protein At4g24290-like. The transcript has 7 exons. Gene Ontology annotation, biological process: plant-type hypersensitive response; regulation of salicylic acid mediated signaling pathway. Gene Ontology annotation, cellular component: plasma membrane. Bases 33 to 1586 code for a protein of 517 amino acids. The record is from RefSeq and is a predicted model, not a curated record. NCBI's taxonomy places the organism in Eukaryota, Viridiplantae, Streptophyta, Magnoliopsida, Zingiberales, Zingiberaceae.
GCUUCAGAUCCGACGUUCUGUCAUUUCAACAGAUGUCCGAGCAAUUCAACCAGGAGUUAUCAUUAUCUGGCAAAAUACCAUCUGGUCUCUUCAACAAUAUGUUUGACUUCACAGGUUGUUGGCAGAAAGAUGCAGCAAAUACGAAAACUUUAGCAUUUGAUGGAUGGUUUAUUACCCUAUACACUUUUGCAUUAUCAAAAUCUCAGAUUGUACUUCUUGAUCAUGUUAAGCAUGCAGUUCCAUCAACAUGGGACCCUGCUGCCUUGGCAAGGUUUAUUGAAAGAUUUGGCACUCAUAUUAUUAUUGGUGUUAAGAUGGGAGGAAAGGAUGUAAUCUAUAUCAAACAACAGCAUUCAUCCAACCUCCAAUCUUUUGAAGUUCAAAAAAGGUUGAAAGAUUUGGCAGAUAAGAGAUUUCAAGAGACUUCAAGAGAAUAUGACAUGGCUUCUAAAGAAACAUAUGAGAAAGAUAAGUGCCUGGUGCAGUUUGAAAUGAGAGAGCAAAGGCUUAGGUUUGUCAAUGCCAGUCCAUCGAGCUCUUAUUGCCCAAAAGAGGACAUUGUAGAAAUCCCGAAAAGAAGAGGUGGAAGAGAUACUAGGGAUUUAUCUCAUAUUGAGUGGUUGAACACUGUCCAUUCUGCACCUGAUGUUAUUUCAAUGUCCUUUCUGCCAAUUACUUCUCUUUUGAAUGGAGUGCCUGGAAGUGGUUUCCUACAGCAUGCCUUCAAUCUGUACCUACGAUAUAAGCCGCCAAUAGAAGAACUUCAUCAAUUUUUGGACUUUCAGCUUCCAAGACAGUGGGCUCCUGUUUACUGUGAUCUUCAACUUGGUCUACAGCGGAGGAAGCAGAGCAGUGCAUCUCUUCAGUUUGCCUUCAUGGGCCCAAAGCUUUAUGUUAAUACCAGCGUGGUGGAUGUGGGGAAGAAGCCUGUGACUGGACUCCGGCUAUAUUUGGAAGGUAAAAGGAGUAACAGAUUAGCAAUCCAUCUGCAACAUCUUUGCUCUCGUCCACAAUUUUUUCAACUUGGUGACAAUGCAAGUAACCACUUUUCUACCGAUUCUCAUGACCGAAAGUACUACGAGCCUGUUUCUUGGCAGCGCUUUUCUCAUGUCUGCACAGCUCCUGUUGAAGCUGAUGAUGAUCUUUCAAUUGUCACUGGGGCUCAGUUGCACGUAGAGUAUCAUGGUCUAAAGAAAGUCCUUUUCCUUGGCCUCCAUUUCUCGUCAGUUUCUAAUGCUGUGUUGGUCAAAGAUCCCGAGUGGGAAGGGUCUCCAAACUUGGUGCAAAAGUCUGGUCUCUUUUCAACACUCAUUAGCACUCAUUUCUCCAUGGCUAUCCAGAAACCUCCGCCAAGGCCAGCAGAUGUGAACAUCAACUCAGCGGUGUAUCCAGGCGGCCCACCAGUUCCAGUUCCUCCAAAGUUGCUCAAGUUUGUCGAUACCACUGAGAUGUCACGAGGCCCACAGGACAGCCCAGGGUAUUGGGUGGUCUCCGGUGCGAAGCUGCAUUUAGAGAGGGGCAAGAUCUCACUGAGGGCCAAGUAUUCGCUCCUGACAGCAAUUCUGCCAGAUGAAGAGUAUGAGUAACACGCGAAGGAAGCGAAGUUGCGAUAUAAUCAAGAAUUUGUUCAUUGAAUUUCUGUCCUGUGUUUUCAGCUCGAUGGCAUUGUUCUUUUAGCUAGUAUAUCAUACUUGUAAUUGCUUUAAAUAAUCACCACUAGUUGCCGAUGAAAAUGCCAUUGCACUGUUUCUGAUGUUCUCA